AGACCUCUCACGGCCGCCAGCGUGUGGGCAUUGCGCAUGCGUAGUGCGCGAAGGCGGAAGUGUUUCUGGCUGACGGUGGCGCUCGAGGUGCGGAUCCUGGUGGGACUCCCGCUUCCUUUCCUUCCGAGGCGCCUCCCGCCCGUUCAAUGACGGCGACCUAACCCGUCUCCCCCCACGGGCAGCGUCCAGCGAGUUGAUGCGGUUCUCCGGGAGACGGCAACAAGUUCCUCGGCGACACGUUUAAAGGCUGCUCCUCGGACCACUGUGCAUCAUGUGGAGAAAGGCGUCCGCGGCGGCCCUGCUGGCCCUGGCGGUCGGUUGCCUCUACCACGGCUGCCCCGAGCUUCCCGAGCAGCUCCUCCAGUACAUCAGCCCGGCCGACCCCCGUUCGUCCCCGCAGAGCCAGCGCCGCCUGGAGCAGGUCAUUUCCGACGCGUGGGACUCGCUGAUCACGUUGCCCGCGCGCCGGUGGAGCAGAGUGGCCGUAGGGGUGAACGCCUGCGUGGACGUGGUGGUGUCCGGAGUGGGUCUGCUGCAGGCACUGGCCCUGGACCCCGGCAGCGGCCUGGAUCACGAGGUGCUGCACUCCAAAGAGGACCUGCGCGAGGCCUUUGUCCAUUACAUGGAGCGCGGGGCGGCCGCCGAGCGCUUCUUCAGCGACAAGGAGGUCUUCCGCAGGAUCGCCCGGGCGGCGGCCGAGUAUCCCGGUGCCAAGCUGUACGUCGGCGGGAACGCCGCCCUCAUCGGUCAGAAGCUCGCCACUUAUCCGGAUCUCAUGGUUUUGCUGUGUGGACCUGUGGGGCCUAAACUUCACGAGAUGCUGGAUGAGCAGAUCGUCGUUCCUCCAGGCUCUCUGCAGGAGAUGGACGAAUACCAUCUCAUCCUGGAAUACAAAGCAGGUGAGCAAUGGGGCUUAACGCGGGCGCCCCAAGCCAACCGCUUCAUCUUUUCGCACGACGUGUCCAACGGGGAGAUGAGCUCCCUGGAGACGUUCGUGGCGAGCCUGGAGGAGUUCCGGCCCGACUUGGUGGUCCUGUCUGGGCUGCACAUGAUGGAGGGCCAGGGCAGGAAACUGUGGGAGGAGCGGCUCAAAGAGGCGGUGGCAGCCAUAUCGGACAUUCGAAAGGACACCCCCAUCCACUUGGAGCUUGCAAGCAUGACUGACAGAGACUACAUGAACAGUCUCAUGCAGGAGCAGGUCAUGCCCAUUGUCAGCUCCAUCGGGCUGAACGAGCAGGAGCUGCUGUUCCUCUCUCAGGCCGGCGGCGGACCUCACGCUGAGCUUGCCGCGUGGAAGGGCGUCCCCGACGUGGGCCAAGUCAGCGACAUCCUCCUGUGGAUCCUGGAGAGCCACGGCCGCAGCGACCCCUCGUCGGAAGCCGACCUGACCCGCGUCCACUUCCACACGCUGGCCUACCACGUGCUGGCCACGGUGGACGGCUACUGGGCCAACCAGGCGGCGGCGGUGACGGCGGGGGCGCGCGUGGCCAGCAGCCAGGCGUGCGGCACCCGCGCCGUCGACGCCGCCAAGGUCGAGCUGAAGGCGCCGCUCCGGUUUCACAGUUCGCACUCGGAGUCGGGGGCGGCGCUGUCCCUCGACCCGGCGGCCCCGGUGACGGUGUGGCGUCGGGGUAACGUCACGUUUCACAUGACGCCCGUGCUGGUGUGCAAGCAGCCGCUUCGGACGGUCGGGCUCGGCGACGCCAUCUCGGCAGAGGGACUCGUUUACUCAGAGUUAAAGAGCCAGGAGUCCUUCUGACCCUCGCAGGUGUUUCUGCGUCUUCCUCUGGACACUUUGCAAAUCCUGCGUGCGAACACGUCACCCGCCUCCGCUCGAGGUUGGAUCCUAUGCACGGGUAAAGUGGUCGGAACCGCGCUGUCUUUGAGUUAAAGGGACUUACAAAAUUUUGCUCCAAUAUUUUGAUGUUGGUUGUGCCUCGCGUCGCAAAAGGCUCGCAAAGUUUCAGGAAGUUUCCACAGGAAGUCAAGCUGGUGAAAUUUGGGAAUACAGAGAAAACUUGCAUUUUUGCAAUUUUAUAGUUGUUUGAUUAGUGUGGCAUUGGAUCCCCUUCCAGACACGACCUCCUCUUUUAUUCCGUAUUCCGAAUUGGAAGCUUUCCAUGGGAGUUGAGGGUGAUCCUUUCCCAGAAAAAAUGUAAACAUUUUGCUUCAUCAUAAGUUGACAUCCUUGCAAAACGGCGAGCUUGCCUUGCCCACACACGAGGGCACAACACAAUCUUAAUUGCGCUUUUUUUUGACUGGCCGUGUUAUUAAAGCUAGCUUGUAAUUCACCUUUCGUAACACUAUGUACCAACCAAAAAAUUGUUUUUCUCUUGAAAACAAUAAAUAAUAAAAUUAGGUUGGGGUGCUCGCAAGUCUGAAUGGAUUAGCCCAAAAUACAUUUCCCCAGAUAAUAUGUACUGUUACAUUCCUCAUUAGUAUUGCCUCAUUUGAUGACCAAUAAAGGAAGAAGAGCCGGGGUCUGUUUUGUAAGUUCCGUUUAAUUCCCAUGGAAAGUUUCCAAAUUCCCAGAAAUUUUGCAACCAUAGGUGUCCCCUCAGAGAAGUCGCGCAUAUUCAAGUUUUUAGGUCCAAAUGGGCAAAGACACAGAGGCUACAUCCACACGCAGAUAUUUUUGGAAAAAGUAUCCUGGGGUAGAAACUACAGGAAAGGGGAACAAAUAUAACAGGAAGUCAAACACCAAGUAACUUCUCAGUUAUUCAUUUGUAGGCUAACUGUCAAAUGCUCGUUGGACAAAAGUCGUCGUACAUGUGCUUGUUUAAUUUGUUGAUGACUCAAAAUUGUCCAUAGGUGUGAAUUGUUGUGCACAGUCCAGGGUGCGACCCAGCUUUUGUUCACAAGAGUUGACUGGGAUAGCCUCCAGCUCUAGAUUCUAGAACUUGAUCCUGUGACGGUGUGGACGUGGCCUUCCGAGGAAAAUAUUCACAUUGAAAUGAAAAUUGACUUGACGUUUAUUUUGUAGACCGUCUGUCACACUUUGCGUUUUUCUUACUUUUUUGGAUUUGUGUACAAAAAAAAGUACAUGUAGAGUUCCUUGGGAGAGUGUAGAAGGUAUUCAAAGUUUUUUUUUUCUUUCCCCGAGAUGAUGAUUCUACUUUUAAAGGUGCAAAGCACAUAACAAAUAUUACUGUGACCGUCCGAAGUGGAAAAUAAUGUUUCAGGUUGUUGUCAUUUUAAAACAGAUUUUUUUUUUUGCCCCCGUUUGUGGGAAUUAAUGUAUCGUGGUCAUCGUAAAAACAUUGCCAACAUUGAGAUGUUAACUACAUUGUAAUUAAUCUAAGACUAAAAACUUGCCUGCAGUACUGUCAGACCGUGUCAUGAUGCAGUAUAAUCCAUUUUUUGUUUUGUUGGUUAUCACGUCUUCUUUGCCAUCAUUGGCAUUACGUGAAAAAAAAAAAGCCAAAGAAAUAUCAUAAGGCAUUUAUUUGUCUUGGUUUUUCUUUUUUUGCAGACUUCACAUCUAAGCAAGACUUUUGUUUGACUUUUGAGGCAGAUUUUGAAGAUUUUUUGUUGAAGUCCGAAUUGUUCCGACUUUGGAAAUUCCAAUGUACAUUCGGUUGACUGAAAAAUUAAGUUUUGACUUCAUUUUUUUUUCGUGCUCCAAUUACCUCAGCUGGCCAAGCGAAGGCACUGAAAUAUGGCGUCUUAAUGCAAAGCCGACUUGGCAAUUUUAGUUGAUCACGUGGGACUCUUUGCACUAGUACAAAGAAGGGCGGGGUGGCGGGCGGGUGGGCCGCAAAGGUGAAUGUAACUUUGCCCCCUCCCUUAGCAAGUACAAUCUAGUCCAUUGUGUGUCUCUUAACAUGUCAUUAAACUUUGUACUGUAAUGUGUCUCGUGCUAGCCGAACUGUGAUGGAAAGAAAUGAAACACAGAUGAGAUGACUUCAUAAGAAAUAUUCCUAUGUACAUGUAUUUUUUUUUUUCUUCAUAAAACAAGGGUGGAGGAGAAGGUUUUUUUUUUUUUUUCAACGGUGGCCAUUUUAGUUUUCUAAGGGCCGUACUAAAUGUAUGAAAAUGUAUGAUGGAAAGAUCGAAUAAAUGCUGAUUGUUAUACAUGA
This is a messenger RNA of Syngnathoides biaculeatus (alligator pipefish), 4079 nucleotides long. RefSeq names its product ADP-dependent glucokinase (gene adpgk). The transcript is spliced from 8 exons. Gene Ontology annotation, biological process: glucose metabolic process. The record is from RefSeq and is a predicted model, not a curated record. The coding region runs from base 272 to 1759 and encodes 495 amino acids. Gene Ontology annotation, molecular function: ADP-specific glucokinase activity. NCBI's taxonomy places the organism in Eukaryota, Metazoa, Chordata, Actinopteri, Syngnathiformes, Syngnathidae. Gene Ontology annotation, cellular component: endoplasmic reticulum.